Messenger RNA from Humulus lupulus (European hop), 1050 nucleotides. RefSeq lists its product as uncharacterized. Gene Ontology annotation, cellular component: cytosol. The coding region runs from base 1 to 1050 and encodes 349 amino acids. The transcript is spliced from 11 exons. Gene Ontology annotation, molecular function: glycerone kinase activity. Lineage: Eukaryota; Viridiplantae; Streptophyta; Magnoliopsida; Rosales; Cannabaceae. The record is from RefSeq and is a predicted model, not a curated record. Gene Ontology annotation, biological process: glycerol catabolic process; rRNA processing.
AUGAUUCCAAAAAUUGGUGAGUUUUACAUCGUUAGGAUACAUAUUGUAAAACUCAAAAAGAAAGAGACCAAACUUAGUAGUAGAUUGCUUGAAGGAAAGGCACCAGAUGCUGACUUAGAUCCAUAUGCGCCUUAUGUUGACUGGUUCAAAUGGGAUGGUGCUAAACAUCCCCUUUCAAAUGCACCUGAACCCAAGAGACGCUUCACUCGUUCAAAGAGCGAAGAUAAAAUGGUUGUUCGCUAUUGUCGGGCUAUUCGUAAGGGGUUGAUUAAAUUUGAUGAGCCUAAAGAAGAACCAUCUGUCUACCUCUUGUGGGGAGAUGAAUCCAACUCUAACGAAAAGUCUGGGCAUUUAGCUUAUAUUCCUGCGCCGAAGCCGAAAUUGCCAGGGGAUGCUCAACCAGUGAAAUGGGCCAUGAGAUUGAGGGUGGCUUUGCAUCUGACACAAGCUCUGGAGUACUGUAGCAGCAAAGGGCGUGCAUUGUAUCACAAUCUCAAUGCCUACAGGGUUUUAUUUGAUCAGGAGACCAACUAUGUUCCGAUUACGAGAGGAAACAGAGUUGUCCUAAUGAUUAACGGUUUAGGUGCCACUCCUGUGAUGGAACUGAUGAUUGCUUCUGGAAAAGCAGUACCAAAGUUGCAACUGGAGCAUGGACUGGCGGUUGAUAGAGUGUAUACAGGAUCAUUUAUGACUUCUCUUGAUAUGGCAGGUUUCUCGAUUUCCAUCAUGAAAGCGGAUCAAGCUAUUUUGCAACUUUUGGAUGCUCCAACUAAAGCUCCAGCUUGGCCUGUUGGUGUUGACGGUAGUCAUCCACCACCCAAGAUUCCUGUUCCAGUCCCUCCAUCUCAUUCUACAAAGAGUGAUGAGGAACUUGUUACUGCUUGGGUUGUCAUCUUGGCUUGCCUUGUCCAUGGGUUUGUUAUAGUCUUAGUUGGUAGUGAAGCUCAUGCAAUAACUCUGGCUGUUGAGGGUUUGUUAGGAGUUGUGUUUACAGUGGCUGCAUUAAUAGAUGAAGCAAUGAAUGUUGGUGAGGUCUUUGUUAAUUUUUAA